Molecule: messenger RNA, 724 nt
Organism: Perkinsus marinus ATCC 50983
Lineage: Eukaryota; Perkinsozoa; Perkinsida; Perkinsidae
Product: DNA-directed RNA polymerases II 24 kDa polypeptide, putative
Exons: 7
Coding region: 1-642 (213 amino acids)
Biological process (GO): DNA-templated transcription
Cellular component (GO): RNA polymerase III complex; RNA polymerase I complex; RNA polymerase II, core complex
Molecular function (GO): DNA binding; DNA-directed RNA polymerase activity
Source: RefSeq, a predicted model, not a curated record
AUGUCGUCAGGGCCUAUUGACGACACGACCAUCCGUCUGUGGCGCGUACGGAAGACUAUUUUCGAGCUGCUACAGGAUAGAGGAUAUGUGGUGGCUCAGAAGUACUUGAACGAGACCAAGGAGUCCUUUGCUCAACAGUGGAAUGAAAUUCAAGAGAGGAAGGGUGGCCGGCACGACCUCAUCAUACUGGUCUCUAAACAAGACGACCCCAGCGAUCAACUCAUCGUAUUCUUCCCUGAUGAAAACAAACGUGUUGGUGUGAAACCGAUCAGAACACUCGCCCUGAAGAUGGAGGAACAGAGGCUCUCUCGAGCCAUCCUAGUGGUCCAGCAGCCUCUCACUGCAUUUGCCAAGACCGCUAUCCAGGAGGCCAGUCCACAGAUGGAAAUAGAGGUGUUCAACGAGUCCGAAUUGGUUGUGAACAUCACCCAUCACGAGCUAGUACCGGAGCACAAGCCCCUUACGCCCGAGGAGAAGCGUCUGUUGCUCGAGAGGUAUAAGGUGAAGGAAAAUCAGCUGCCUAGAAUACAGAGUUCCGACCCAGUGGCGAGGUACUACGGCUUGAAGAAAGGCCAGGUUAUGAAGAUCAUCCGUCCCUCGGAGACCGCUGGUCGCUACGUCACCUAUAGGCUCUGCGUAUAGUCCCUUCAGCUCUAGCGUAACGUCAAGAAGGAAGAGGAGGGUACGAGGGAGAUUUAAUACCACUCCAACUGUCUCUCUUUAC